Molecule: messenger RNA, 933 nt
Organism: Myiozetetes cayanensis
Lineage: Eukaryota; Metazoa; Chordata; Aves; Passeriformes; Tyrannidae
Product: olfactory receptor 4S2-like
Exons: 1
Coding region: 1-933 (310 amino acids)
Biological process (GO): G protein-coupled receptor signaling pathway
Cellular component (GO): membrane
Molecular function (GO): olfactory receptor activity; G protein-coupled receptor activity
Source: RefSeq, a predicted model, not a curated record
AUGGAGAACACAAACAAUGUGACUGAGUUCAUCCUGCACGGACUGACACAAGACAGGACAGUAGCAAAAGUCUGCUUCUUAUUAUUUUUACUCUUCUACAUCACUACAAUUUUUGGAAACCUGCUCAUCAUCAUGACAAUAAGAACAAGUGACCUGCUGAACUCUCCCAUGUACUUCUUCCUGAGCUACUUGUCUUUUGUAGACAUCAGUUACUCCACUAUCUCAGCUCCCAAACUCAUCCACGACCUUCUUGUGGAGGACAGGACCAUCUCCUUUGCGGGCUGCAUGGCUCAGCUUUUCUGCACCCACUUCUUUGGGUGCACUGAGGUCUUCCUCCUCGUGGUGAUGGCCUACGACCGCUGCGUCGCCAUCUGCAAGCCGCUCCACUACGCGAGCAUCGUGAGCCCGCGCGUCUGCCGCUGCCUGGUGGCAGCCUCGGGGCUGGGGGGCUUCGUGCACUCCCUGAUGCAGACCCUGCUGGUCCUCCAGCUGCCCUUUUGUGGGCCCAGUAACGGGCUGGACCACUAUUUCUGUGAUGUCCACCCUUUGCUGGCGCUGGCCUGCGCCGACACCUACACCGUCAGUGUCAGCAAUGCCGUCAGCACUGGCCUGAUUUCCCUGGGCUGUUUUGGUGGCCUUGCAGCAUCCUAUACUGCUAUCCUGGUUUCCUUGAGGACACACUCUCCCAAGGGGCAGCUCAAAGCUCUCUACACGUGCUCUUCCCACAUCGUGGUCGUGCUGCUGUUCUUCGGGCCGUGCAUUUUCAUCUACCUGCGCCCUUCCGCCACCUUCCCGGAUGACAAGGUGGUCUCUGUGUUCUACACCAUCAUCACUCCCAUGCUCAACCCCUUCAUCUACACCCUGAGGAACCAAGAAAUGAAGAGCAGCAUGAAAACCUUGUGGAGCAGGACAGUGAGGAGGAUUGGGAAAUGA